Symbiodinium necroappetens is the source of this 774-nucleotide messenger RNA. The record is from the annotation of a GenBank genome assembly. NCBI's taxonomy places the organism in Eukaryota, Dinophyceae, Suessiales, Symbiodiniaceae.
AUGUCAUCUGAGACGGACGAUCCCAGCCGACAUCCUCUGGUAGUGGCUUUGCGAGCCCUCCUGAGAGAGACCCAUGGCAAAUGCCGCUCUUUCAUCAAGGAUGCCGCCAUAGCUGCACACCAAGCUGCGUUACAGGGUUCCCUCGGCGCGCACGACUUGGCUGCUGGGCAACGCGAGGAGCUUCAGGACAAGCUGGAGGCUUUCCCUGGAGACCAGUGCUCGGAGUCUGUCAGACUCGUCUGGGAUACGUUGUUCUUCGCCCGUGACACUCCGCAGGACCAAGGACUUGACUUGGAAGAGAUCGAGGAAUUGGUGUUGGCACACCUCGUGGCCUUCCCGGAAUUUUUGGCGCAAUCUCUGGUUGUGAAACUGUUCCAGCAAGUACGCCUGGGGCAAAGCUUCCUCCACGAAGCAGAUCGACUGAUUGAUGUCUCAGCUGUGGUUCAGGAGCUCCAGCCACGGCUGCAGAAGCACAAGGCGACUGCACUCAAGAUUGCGGAGGGCUGUUGUGAGCAUUUGCAAGCUCGAUCGGAGAGCCUGGCCUCCAAGCUGCUGAGAAGAAUGGACUUGGACGGAGAUGGUUUCGUGGGGGAAUCGGACUUUCUCACUUCUGCGGUUCAUGCACUCGCGAUUGAGGUGGAGAACGUUGCUGUGUCGGUUGGGGUGCAGCAGUUGCUGAACGAUGAAAGCUUCGCGGACGAUUUUCAUGAGGCUGUCGGCUGCACGCUUGAGCUGAGUGCCAGCUCAGAAAAACCCCGGACGAGACAAGACUAG